Molecule: messenger RNA, 555 nt
Organism: Thyridium curvatum
Lineage: Eukaryota; Fungi; Ascomycota; Sordariomycetes; Thyridiales; Thyridiaceae
Exons: 3
Coding region: 1-555 (184 amino acids)
Source: RefSeq, a predicted model, not a curated record
AUGGAGAACUGGAAAACCGAGAACGAUUUCACGACGAUAGAGGCCUUGCACAAGGACCUUCCAUUUGCUCCUUCCAAGUACCAUGAUCCAUCACUGGUGUCAGUCGAGCAAGAAAUCCUCGAAUUCUUUAAGGGAUUUGGCCACUUUCUCAACGUAGGCUGUCGCACCGACAUUUCAGCUGGCAAGGACUUUUUUGAAAUGAAGGACUAUUCCAUCUUUGAUAUCAUGGGUAUCCUCUACCGGCCCAACUUGGAGCCACACUACGACCAUAUCACACCUUACCUGGGCCACACGAACCAAAAGUUUCGUGAUGUCGAGAUCGUGGCCGUCACUCCGUCUUUCGGAUACAUCACCGCUGUUCAGCGGGUCGAAGGCACUGCAGCGGACGGCGCUCCGUACAAUAUCACCUACCGUACCACUUCGCUGGUCCGCAAGGUCGAUGGAGGGAAAUGGAAGUAUGUGCAUGAACACUACUCAUUCCCAGUGAACAUGGCGACAAAGGUGGCGGACACGACUUGUACCCAGAAGCUGAGCGACUCUGUUGCGUUUCAGUAG